This is a messenger RNA of Carassius gibelio (silver crucian carp), 2163 nucleotides long. RefSeq names its product protein LBH. The record is from RefSeq and is a predicted model, not a curated record. The coding region runs from base 171 to 503 and encodes 110 amino acids. The transcript is spliced from 4 exons. Lineage: Eukaryota; Metazoa; Chordata; Actinopteri; Cypriniformes; Cyprinidae.
UGAGCACACAGAGGCGCUAAGAGAGCAUUCAACAGUUCCGCUGCAGGUCAGAUGCGCGCUCGAGCUCGAGACGGACUCUUCCAAACGGAAGCUGCGUGAGUUUGACGGGAGGAUAUACUCAAUAAAGUAACAUUCCUGUCGCUUCAAGAAGAGAAGGGGAGAAACAAAGAAUGACAGAUAUAAUGAACAACCCAGAACACAGUCGGGAAGACUUCACUGUGAGUGACACCGCAGAGCAAGGCGUUUCAUUUCAGAUUUUCCCAGACACACAGGAGCGCCACCCCAAGGUGUUCAAGCGCUUGCCCUCCAUCGUAGUGGAGCCCACAGAGGGAGAGGUGGAGAGCGGAGAGUUACGUUGGCCCCCAGAUGACCUGAGAAGCACAGACCCUUCCGGCCAAACACACACACCCAUGUCAUCACAAACCCAGAUAUCACACAGCCAGAGUACAGAUGAAGUCAAGUGCAGCAGCCUGGAAACAUCAGGGGCAGCUGAGCAUAACUGAAAUCUAAUAAAUACGUUGUCACAAGUCUAUCAUUAUCACAAGUCUUGGUUCUCACAACAUUUUCUCAAAAAGCAACACAAGCAGCCAAUCUGGCAGACAGGUGUGAAUAAGAAAAGAGCUCACAGUGCUACAUCUGAGCACUCUUCAUAACACAUUCAUGGCUUUAAAAAGACACUUGAAAGUCUUUUGUACUUUUUAAGAUUAAACUUGUGAUACAUUUUAUCUGUGGCAAGUGGCUUUAACAUUCUUACAUUCCCUUCAGACUUGAAGGCUUAGUUUGUUUUUCCUGAUGCAGAAAUCCUGGUUAUAAAACUCCUGCAUCCAUGUACAGUAUCCUCUACAUUUAUGUCUGAGAAUAUACUGAAAAUGUGUAGAAUAUGGAUGACACAUCAAAAAAAAAAAUGUAUGAGCAGUUGAAAAAUAUGAGUGUGCAAAAAACACAGUUCCUGGAUGUCAAGUAAUAAAUGUACGGUCAGAUAGCCAGUAUUACCUUAUUAUUUGACCCGCUGAUUAUAUUAGUUCACUUAAUACAUGGCUACUUAUCAAAUAAAUGGAUGUAAAAUACUGAAUUAAUUAAAUUAAUUUAACAUGUGAGAAGUCUAAGAUCACAAAGUGAUACAAAAUAGUAUUUAGACACUUUGCAUAUCCAGUCCAAUCUAGUGAUAGAUGUAUUGAUUUGUUAUUAUGCCCUGCUCUUUGAUAUAUCACAGAAGCCUGUGAAUACAUAGUCUAAAAAGAUUGCAGUGACCACUGUGAAUCUUGCACUUAUGUGAAAAUGAUUCAUUACAUGCUUUGUGGCUGAAAACUUUAUGCGAGGAGACGCCAUCCUCUCUUCACACAAUCUGGCUGAGGCUUGUGAGGAAUAACUUCUGCUGAACUUUAAACAUGUCUGUCUGUCAGUCAACUGCAAGAGUCCCACACUGGAUUACAAACAGAGACUGCUUUUUAGACAGCUUAAUUCAACCUCUGGUUAUAAUUAGUCAUUUCUUCUAAGACCAGCCUUCUGUACUAUUACUAUUUUCUGUCUUAGGGUUAGGAAUUCAAACAGACACCUGUCCUUGAGUAUUAUAAAACUAGUUUGAACCGUACAACAGGCAUGGAAGAUAAGCCAAAUAAUGCUGGGAAACACUGGGGAGGCCAACUUUGAUUUUGUGACUGCGAGUAUUGCACAUACUGUACAGGCAUAAGUCACUUCAAUUAACAUAAUCUCUAUUUUAACAGUAAUAGUUAAGAUGUUGUAGUAAUACUGAUUCUUAAACCACUUCACAAUAUACAUUGCACUCAUGAUAUUUUCUUAAUAUCUAAACCCCAUAGUGAAACUGCUUUGAUGUGUAUCAAUGUUUAUAGUAUAUAUUUUAAAAAUCACAUUUUGUCUACUGUAAUAUUUACGUAAUCCUGUAACUAAAGCAUUGUGUUCACCACUUCCCAUCGCUAUCAUAAUUUUAUUUUAUUUUUUUCAUGGCAUGCAUUGACAGUUGUGACUUCUAGUCCUUUUUAAAUGAAUAAUUGGAAAUCUGGAAAUAACUAGGAGUUUCAAUUUCAUCAUUGUAAAAAUGAAUUGAUAUUUUGAUAUUAAACUUGGUCUUAAUAUGUAUACCUUUUUUUCUUUUUUUAAUUCAUUUAUUUGGUAAGUUUAAAUAAAGAUUAAUAUUAGAUAGCU